CAUGGCGCGAUAGUAAGUGCGAGCAAGUGGAUACACAUUUCGCGUCGAAAGGACUUAAAAAAUGCGUUACGUGGCCGCUUACCUGCUUGCCGCCCUUGGUGGGAAAGAAAAUCAAACUUCUGCAGACAUUGAAAAGAUUCCCAGUUCUGUCGGUAUCGAAGCUGAUAGUGAGAGACUGAAGAAAGUUAUCAGUGAAUUGAAUGGGAAGAACAUUGAGAGUGUGAUAGCAGCAGGUCGUGAGAAGUUGGCAUCAAUGUCAGUUGGUGGUGCUGCUGCUCCUGCUGCUGCAGCUGCGGCUGGAGGUGGCAGUGCUGCUGCAGCUGCUGCUCCAGAGGACGAGGAGAAGAAACCUGAAAAGAAAGAAGAGUCUGAAUCGGAUGAUGAUGAGAUGGGCUUCGGAUUAUCUAAGUUUGGAAACUGUUUCAACAGGAAAAGAGAAGAAACGUAG
Molecule: messenger RNA, 448 nt
Organism: Schistocerca cancellata (South American locust)
Lineage: Eukaryota; Metazoa; Arthropoda; Insecta; Orthoptera; Acrididae
Product: 60S acidic ribosomal protein P2-like
Exons: 1
Coding region: 62-448 (128 amino acids)
Biological process (GO): cytoplasmic translational elongation
Cellular component (GO): cytosolic large ribosomal subunit; ribosome
Molecular function (GO): structural constituent of ribosome
Source: RefSeq, a predicted model, not a curated record